Aegilops tauschii subsp. strangulata is the source of this 851-nucleotide messenger RNA. RefSeq lists its product as uncharacterized. The record is from RefSeq and is a predicted model, not a curated record. Lineage: Eukaryota; Viridiplantae; Streptophyta; Magnoliopsida; Poales; Poaceae.
UUUUGAGGGAAGAAUUAGCCACAGAAUUAGUAAGCUAGACCUGCGUUGUUGCCAGCUCACGAAUGACACAUUGGCCCUUUUUCUCUCGCGAAAAAUGACCCAUCGACCUGACGACACAUACAUGCUGACACGUGCGUGCGCCUUUUUCCGGCGGGAGGGAAGAGUGCGUGGUGGCACGUAUCGUAUCGGAGCCGGCCAGCCUAAUUUAAAGCCCGGGUCUCUCAUCGCGCGCUCCCGCUAGCUGUUCCUGUUCUACAACGGGGAGAAGAAAAAGCGGGCGCCCACCUUGCCAAGCCAAGGCAUGGAGGCCGGCGUGGGAGGGGGCAACUGCGCGGGCCUCGUCGCCGUCGCGGCGGUUUCGGCCGCCGUCACGCUCGCCACCGUGCGCCUCUUCCGCGGCCUCGAGUCGGACUUCAGGAAGAAGAUCCAGCUCCAGGGGCACGGGGCCCAGAUGACCGGCGGCGUGAGGCCGGCGACGGGGAAGAAGAAGGUGCGGUUCGCGGACGACGUGGUGGAGCCGUCGUCCAACAACGACGAGUACCGGAGAAGAAGGCAGCGGUUGGUCGCUGGCCAGAGGUCGUAGCUAGCUGGCCGAUCCGCCUGCCUACGCCUUGCCUAGCUUUUGUUUUUGUUUUGUUUUGUUUACUUGGUCUGAACAGAGUCGAUGUUAGAUUUUGAGUGCUCGUGAAAGGUGUACAUAUUUUCUUUUUCUACAAGAAAUGAAUGAAUAACACGGACGGAGGCUCACAUGUUAGUUGCAUAUAUACUCCACCGUCUGGUCUGUUUAUUUUCUUCAGAAGAAUCGGCCCGCUGACCAUAAACAAUCACGUUUUUUUUUUCUGCUGGAAAAA